CCAAUCCAGCACAAACCCUCAGGAUUGGCUGCUGAGAUGUAAAGAGAGCAAGACUUCCUGUCCUGUUCGGGCCUCUAUGGACUUCCUGCAGGCCUGGGGUCAGCUCCAAGACCUGGAGGCUUGGCUUCUGAAGGACCAGAACCAGGAUGAGGAAGAGCUGAGCGACUGGCUACUCACCCCGCCCACUGUUGCCAUGGACGCUGUGUUGGAUGCUGAGCGCUGGCAGCAGGUUCUAAAGCCCUUCGAGGAGACCUGGUCCUCCAAUGACUGGCUGUUGGAGAGCGUCCCUGCUGCAGACUGCACCUCCUGCUGUCAGGCCCCCAAGGCCAUGGAGAUUGAGAACCUGGGCCAGCUGAAGUGCCUAAAGACCCCCUCUGCCCCCGCAGUCACUCUGGAGGCGUGGCUUCAGCAGGUAGCACCAGUGCAGCAGACCUGCAGGGCAAACGAGCCUUGUUCCACCUACGCUGACUGUGUCUGUGACGAGAACUGUGGGAAGGAUGCUCUUAACCGCUGGCUGCUGCAGCAGGAGGGGCGGGACAAAAAUGGCGUCUCCCUAAACAAGAAUGCCCCGCCCACUUCCUCCUACAGAGACCAAGAGCAAAAGGUUCAGGCCAUCCUGGAGGCCUGGCUCCACCCCAGCACAUGCAGACCCUCCCCUCCCACAACCUGUGAAAGUCCAGAGGAGACCUUAAAUGUCCGCCGCUCCCAGUUCUUGUCUCCCUUCACCCGUCCUCUAAAUCCAGAUCUCUGGGUUCAUCCUGACGCAACUCCUGGUUCAGGAGGUUCAGCUAAGGAGGAAGAGGAGGCUGACAAGUGGCUCCUGAAGAAAAAAGUCGUGUCCAGGAUUCGGCUGAGGAGGCUGACAAGUGGCUCCUAAAGAAGAGGAGUCAGGUCCAGGAGCAUUUGAUUC
Messenger RNA from Nematolebias whitei (Rio pearlfish), 910 nucleotides. RefSeq names its product nuclear receptor coactivator 4-like. Gene Ontology annotation, biological process: intracellular iron ion homeostasis; response to hormone. Lineage: Eukaryota; Metazoa; Chordata; Actinopteri; Cyprinodontiformes; Rivulidae. Bases 77 to 877 code for a protein of 266 amino acids. The transcript is spliced from 2 exons. Gene Ontology annotation, molecular function: transcription coactivator activity. The record is from RefSeq and is a predicted model, not a curated record.